Molecule: messenger RNA, 645 nt
Organism: Geosmithia morbida
Lineage: Eukaryota; Fungi; Ascomycota; Sordariomycetes; Hypocreales; Bionectriaceae
Product: Sugar (and other) transporter
Exons: 3
Coding region: 1-645 (214 amino acids)
Source: RefSeq, a predicted model, not a curated record
AUGGCCCAUCCUCUCCCCGGCCCCUGGCUGGGCACGCUGUCCGCCGGGCGCGCCGUAGCCGGCCCCUUCUCUUGGUCGGACAGCUCACCAUGGUUCGUGCUCCCCCAUGUGCAUGCUCCCAUGUACAUGCCCGAGGUGUCGACGCCGCCCAUCCAGAGCGCCACUCGUCCUGCAGAAGCUGAGGCGUCCCCAUCACCCUCGGAACCCUGGUCGGAUACUGGCUCGAGUACGGCACCCGGCACUCGUACACUGGCGGGGCACGCGGUACGCGCUCUCCGUCGCCUCCUCGCCGGCUGCGGCGCCAUGUUCCUCUGGCAGUUCAUGGGCUGCCACUGCAGCUGCAACGCCAUCGCCUGCUACGUCCGGACCAUGUUCGCCCAGCUCGGCCUCGAGGGAGCCACCUCCGGUCUCCUGGCCGCCGGCCGUCUACGGCGUCGCGAACUCGCUCGUCGCCUUCCCGCCCUGCUCCUUCUGCUCCUUGACCGACAGGAUCGGCCGCCGUCGCGGCACCUGCCUCUCUCCCUCGACAACGUCGACGCCAUCGUCGGCGCCUACAUCUACAACACCUGGGGCAGGAGCCUCGAGGGCAUAGACCUCGUCUUUGGUGAUACUGCUGCUCAUGAGGGAGAAGGCCCGUUUGGCUGA